Molecule: messenger RNA, 3419 nt
Organism: Myxocyprinus asiaticus (Chinese sucker)
Lineage: Eukaryota; Metazoa; Chordata; Actinopteri; Cypriniformes; Catostomidae
Product: neural cell adhesion molecule 2-like
Exons: 17
Coding region: 43-2484 (813 amino acids)
Biological process (GO): cell adhesion
Cellular component (GO): membrane
Molecular function (GO): protein binding
Source: RefSeq, a predicted model, not a curated record
GCGGCUGUCCGUCCGUCCGUCCGUCAGCCUUUACCUGCUGAAAUGAUGCUCAAAUUCACCUGUCUGCUCGGACUGCUGGUAUGCGGCACUGAAGCUGCACUUCAGGUGUCAAUAUCACUCAAUAAAGUGGAAUUAAGUGUCGGAGAAUCCAAAUUCUUCACCUGCACAGCCAUUGGCGAGCCAGUUAGCAUAAACUGGUUUAACCCUCAAGGCGAGCGAAUUAUUUCGAACCAGCGAGUGGUCGUGCAUACAGAAGGAGUGCGGUCCAGACUCACAAUCUACAACGCCAUCAUCGAGGAUGCUGGGAUAUACCGAUGCCAGGCUGCGGACGCCAAAGGACAAACACAGGAGGCCACAGUGGUAUUAGAGAUAUACCAGAAGCUAACAUUCCGCGAGGUGAAGACGCCUCAGGAGUUUCGUCAGGGUGAGGAUGCAGAAGUCAUCUGUGAUGUUAUCAGCUCACCUGUACCUGCCGUGUCCUGGUUCUACAAGAACAGAGAGAUCACAUCUGAACCAACCAACAGACUGCAAGUUCUUCCCACCAACAACCUUUGGAUCCUGAGAAUGAGUAAAGCAGAUGAGGGGGUGUAUCGCUGUGAGGGGCGUGUGGAAGCCAGAGGAGAAAUCGAUUUCAGAGACAUUGUUGUGCUUGUGAAUGUUCCUCCCAUUCUGUCAGUGCCACAGCAGUACUUUAACGCCACAGCAGAUUACCAGGAGUCCGUGACCUUUACCUGCAUCACCUCGGGCUCCCCCGACCCUCAGGUGACCUGGUACUGGAAGGGUCAUGUGAUCGAGCAAUCGGAGCAAUAUGUGUUGAACACUCUAGAUGGAGGUAAAAGCACGCUGACCAUUAAAAACAUUCGCCAGGCCGACGGAGGACCAUAUACCUGCCGAGCAAGCAACAAAGCCGGGAGCACAGAGAGCCAAAUUAUCCUGAAAGUGUUUGUUCAGCCUCACAUCACUCAAUUGAAGAAUGUUACAGCAGUAGAGGGCAGUGCCGCUAUGAUCUCAUGUACAGCUGAAGGUGAACCGUUGCCUGAGAUUGCCUGGAGAAGAACCAGUGAUGGACAGACCUUCACAGAUGGAGAUAAGAGUCUGGAUGGGCGAGUGGAAGUUCGUGGACGGCAUGGAAAGUCCAUGUUGACUAUCAAUGGGGUUCAACUCUCCGACUGGGGUCGGUUCGACUGUGAAGCUCUCAGCAGGAUCGGAGGACAUCAGAAGAGCAUGUUUCUGGAUAUUGAGUACGCACCAAAGUUCCAGAAUAUCCAAACCAUCUUCUACUCAUGGGAGGGAAAUCCAGUGAAUAUCAGCUGUGACGUGAAGUCCAACCCUCCAGCGACCAUGCUGUGGAGACGAGACCGCUUCACCAUCUCCAGUCCAGGGACCAGUAACAUACACAUUCAUACUGCGGAUGGACGAUCGAUCCUGGAGGUCACUCCAAUGACUGAAAGGGAUUUUGGACGCUACAACUGCACAGCACGAAACAACAUCGGCGCUCGAUACCAGGAGUUUAUAUUAGCUCAGGCAGAUGUUCCUUCGAACCCGUACUCAGUGAGGCUCACCACCGUCUCCCAGCGUCUCGCCACCGUUACCUUCAUGAAACCCGACUCGCACGGAGGCGUUCCCAUCAGCUAUUACAUCAUCAAUUACAAAGACACAAGCUCUCUGGAUUGGAGGACAGUGAGAUCACAUGGAGUUCAGACCACAGUCGUUCUGGCUAACCUGGAGCCCAAUACGACGUAUGAGGUGCGAGUCGCGGCCAUCAAUGGAAAGGGACAGGGAGAAUUCAGCCACACGGAAACAUUCCAGACGCUACCCAUACGUGAGCCGAGCCCACCUACAGUGCACGGACAGAGGGGGAUCGGGAAGGCCUACAGACUGGGACUCAUCAAACAGGAUGAUGGAGGAAUGCCGAUUGUAGAGUACAUUGUCAAAUACAAAACGGAUAAAGAGGAACAGUGGAUGACCAAGUUGGUUCCAGGCAUGAAUGACUUCGCUUUGCUGCAGCCGCUUCAGUGGAACACACGCUACAACGUCGAGAUCACAGCGAGGAACGUAAAAGGCCUGUCAGAACCCACGUUUUUCCAGUUCCUCAUGCCUCAGAAACCAGACAUCACAGCAGAUUCUCUGUUCAGUGGUCUGGGUCUGGGCGCUGUGGUGGGUCUCGGAGUGGCCGGUUUGCUUCUGCUGCUGGUUCUGGUGGACGUCAGCUGCUUCUUCAUUCGUCAAUGUGGUCUGCUCAUGUGCAUCACCCGCAAACUCUGCAGCAAGAAAACGGCCACCAGCGGCAAGAUUAAAGAACUUGAGGAGGGCAAAGCAGCUUACCUGAAACUCCCUCUUAAAGAGGAAAAUGGCAAGGAAGUGCUGAAGCCAGACUUAAUUGAGAUCAAGGUGCACACCGACAACAGCAUCCACAUAACACAAGAUGACAGUGGCAGGAGACUUUCCAGGCCCAAGCAAACUGAGACAAAAAUACAGAAAUAAAAAAAUAUAACAAAUUAAAAGAGAAAAGAAGCUUGAGGGAGAAUCUUCAAACAGGGCGACUAAUUAAGGGCUCAGAUAUGAGCAUGUAAAAAUGUGAAAAGAAUCUAUUUUUUUGUUUUGUUUUGUUUGUUUUUUUGUGAUAAAUCUACUGUCCUUUCUAUUCAAGAUGGCUCCAGCACUUUUGUUUCAUUACCGUUUCUGUCUCUGGCCUUUUGCUCUGUUGGCAGCACCAUGGAAAAUCUACGAAAAUGGACUUGAAAAUGGACUCACCAUUUGAAUUUCCAGAAUUUUCUUCUACUUGCCAGGCAUGUCCAGUGUGAAAUUGGCCCUUUGAGAUGGUACAUCUUAUUACAUCAUCUAUAAUCUUGAUUAUUUCAACAUUUGGGAAUGUUGUCCAUAUGUGUUUGAAGACUUCAUCGGUUUUAGGGUUACUGGUUUCAUCAAGCGUUUGUCCUAUUUGAUGGCAUGAAAAGCCCUCUUGAGUUUUUAAUGCCAUGAUGCCAGAUGAAAUUCCCUUUUGCGGUUUAAUUUAUGUUAAUAAAUGUAUGUAUGUGUGAGUGUAUAUGAGUAUGGCCAGAAAUGUACUUUACUUAAGUGUGCAACCACAGACAUGAAUGCGUUGAAUGUAUUGUAGUUCGCCUCACAGGGCCAGUACUAGGAUGCGAUCUUUGGUGAGGCACUUUAAUAAGUUUAUUAUAGUUUUAAAUUUUUAUUUAGUUUUAAUUAUUCUCAAUCUGUGAUUGUUAGUUAUAGUUUAGUUUAUGGUAGUUUAGUUAAGUUUAGCUUAAUUUAGCUUAGCUUAGCAUUUUAGUUUAAGUUUAGUUAAGUGUAGUUUAGUUCAGAUUAGUUUAAGUUUAGUUUAGUUUAGUUUAGUUUAGUUUAGUUUUAGUUUUAGUUUUCAGUUUUUCUAGAUGUCAGUUUAAUUUUGUUUUCGU